Nipponia nippon (crested ibis) is the source of this 2622-nucleotide messenger RNA. The record is from RefSeq and is a predicted model, not a curated record. NCBI's taxonomy places the organism in Eukaryota, Metazoa, Chordata, Aves, Pelecaniformes, Threskiornithidae.
AUGACAGGAAGAGCUAGAGCCAGAGCAAGAGGAAGACCUCCAGGACAGGAGACUGCUAUUCCUUCUGUGGGAGCUGCAUCUGCUCAACAGACUUUGCCAAGUCAGCAACCCAGCCGUCAGCAACCUGAGCGGCCAUGUGUUCCUCCAUCAGUGUCAGAAGAACCUGGUGGCCGUGGACGACAGAGGGGCCCUCGGAGUGUUCCACAAGGCCAGAACGAGAGAAGGCCAGAAGGAUUACAGAUUUCGGCAGGAUUUCAGGAAUUGUCUUUAGCAGAUAGGGGUGGACGUCGUAGAGAUUUCCAUGACCUCGGAGUAAAUACUCGGCAAGCCAUAGAACAUGUUCAAGAAUCAAAAACUGGUUCUUCAGGUAUUAUGAUAAAAUUAACUACAAAUUACUUUCGUUUGACGUCUCGACCCCAGUGGGCUUUAUAUCAGUACCAUGUUGGCUAUAGUCCUGAGAUGGAAGCACGCCGUCUUCGAUCAGCUUUGCUCUUUCAGCAUGAAGAGCUAAUUGGAAAGACACAUGCAUUUGAUGGAUCAAUAUUAUUCAUGCCAAAAAAACUAGGGAACAAGGUUACUGAAGUGUUUAGUAGGACUCGAAAUGGAGAGGAUGUGAAGAUAACAAUUACAUUGACUAAUGAGUUGCCACCUACUUCACCUACAUGUCUGCAGUUUUACAACAUCAUUUUUAGAAGGCUUUUGAAGAUGUUGAAUUUGCAGCAGAUUGGACGUAAUUAUUACAACCCCGGUGACCCAAUCAGCAUCCCUAAUCACAGGUUGAUGGUUUGGCCGGGCUUCACAAGUUCUAUCCUCCAGUAUGAGGAAAGUAUUAUGUUAUGUACAGAUGUGAGCCAUAAGGUUCUUCGCAGUGAAACAGUGUUGGAUUUUAUGUACAGUCUGUAUUACCAGGUUGAAGAACAAAGAUUUAGAGACGCCUGUGCUAAAGAGCUGAUAGGUUUAAUUGUCCUUACAAAGUACAAUAACAGAACAUACAGAGUUGAUGACAUCGACUGGGAUGCCAAUCCACAGUGUACCUUUAGAAAAGCAGAUGGUUCUGAGAUCAGCUACGUGGACUACUACAGAAGGCAAUAUAAUCAAGAAAUUACUGACUUGAACCAGCCUGUCUUGAUCAGUCAGUCUAGGAGGAAGAGAGGAAGCAUGAUGCUAGGACCUGUGGUUCUAAUUCCAGAGCUGUGCUUCCUAACAGGAUUAACUGAGAAGAUGCGUAAUGAUUUUAAUAUGAUGAAAGACUUGGCUGUUCAUACGCGACUGCCACCUGAGCAAAGGCAACGUGAAAUUAGAAGACUUAUUGACUACAUCCAAAAAGAUGACAAUGUUCAGAAGGAACUCCGAGACUGGGGUUUAAGCUUUGAUUCUAAUUUAUUAUCCUUUACGGGAAGAGUUGUUCAAGGAGAAAAGAUUCUUCAAUCAGGAAAUGUGUUUGAUUACAAUCCUCAGUUUGCUGAUUGGUCAAAGGAGACUAGGGGAGCGCCCUUAAUCUGUGCAAAGCCUCUGGACAACUGGUUAUUAAUAUACACACGGCGCAACUAUGAUAUUGCCAAUACAUUACUUCAAAAUCUGUUUAAAGUCACGCCAUCUAUGGGAAUCAGAAUGAACAAGGCAACCAUGAUUGAAGUAGAUGAUAGAACAGAAGCUUAUUUAAGGGUUUUACAGCAAAGUAUUACCCCUGACACGAACAUAGCAGUUUGUGUUUUGUCUAGUUCCCGAAAGGAUAAGUAUGAUGCUAUCAAGAAAUAUUUAUGUACAGAUUGUCCCAUUCCAAGUCAAUGUGUGAUUGCUCGCACUUUAAGCAAGCCUCAGACUGCUAUGGCCAUAACAACAAAAAUUGCCUUACAAAUGAACUGUAAAAUGGGUGGAGAACUUUGGAGCGUUGAGAUCCCACUGAAACAGGUAAUGGUUGUGGGAAUUGAUUGUUACCAUGACACUGUAUCUGGAAAGCAGUCAAUUGCAGGAUUUGUCGCUAGCCUGAAUCAAACAAUGACACGGUGGUUCUCCCGCUGUGCUGUUCAAGGUCGUGGGCAAGAACUUGUGGAUGGGCUCAAAGCCUGCUUGCAAACUGCUCUAAGAGACUGGUUCAAGUGGAAUAAGUACUUGCCCUCUCGUAUUAUUGUGUAUCGUGAUGGUGUAGGAGAUGGACAACUAAACACUUUGGUUAAUUACGAAGUGCCUCAGUUUCUGGAUUGCUUGAAGAGUAUUGGUAAAGACUACAAUCCAAGACUUACUGUGAUAGUUGUGAAGAAAAGAGUGAAUACCAGAUUCUUUGCACAGUGUGGUGGAGCACUUAAAAACCCACCCCCUGGUACUGUUGUUGACGUGGAGGUUACCAGACCAGAGUGGUAUGAUUUCUUCAUUGUGAGUCAGGCAGUGAGAAAUGGUUGUGUUGCACCCACUCAUUAUAACGUUAUUUAUGACACUAGCAAACUGAAACCAGAUCACAUACAACGUUUAACCUACAAACUUUGCCACAUGUACUAUAACUGGUCGGGUGUUGUCAGAGUACCUGCUCCUUGCCAAUAUGCUCAUAAACUGGCUUUCCUUGUCGGUCAGAGUAUUCACAGAGAACCAAACCUGUUGCUUUCAGACAGACUUUACUAUCUUUGA